UCUGGGCUGGUUUUCCUUACAGGUUACAUAAGGACAGGCUCGAUCUUUCUGGCCCAAACUCAGGACCGGCUGAUCUCCCUGAAGCGCAUCAACUCGAGGCUGAAUGUCAUAGGCAUCCCUUCUGAGAUCAUCUCCCCCAAGAAAGUCGCCGAACUUCACCCUCUCCUCAACGUGCACGACCUGGUGGGGGCCAUGCAUGUUCCCGAGGAUGCAGUGGUGUCCUCUGCUGAUGUGGCUCUCGCCCUGGCAAGUGCUGCCUCCCAAAAUGGUGUUCAGAUCUAUGACCGGACAAGCGUUCUUCAUGUAAUGGUCAAGAAAGGUCAGGUUACUGGUGUGGAGACAGAUAAAGGACAGAUCGAGUGCCAGUAUUUUGUCAACUGUGCUGGUCAGUGGGCAUACGAGCUGGGUCUGUCCAACGAGGAGCCGGUUAGUAUCCCGUUACAUGCCUGCGAACACUUCUACCUUCUGACUCGCCCCUUGGAGACCCCUCUGCAGAGCAACACACCAACUAUUGUGGAUGCUGAUGGAAGAAUUUAUAUCCGGAACUGGCAGGGUGGCAUCUUGUCUGGGGGCUUUGAGAAGAACCCGAAGCCAAUCUUCACUGAGGGCAAGAACCAGCUGGAGAUUCAGAAUCUGCAGGAAGACUGGGAUCACUUUGAGCCCCUGCUGAGUUCCCUCCUGCGGCGCAUGCCUGAACUGGACACUCUGGAGAUCAUGAAGUUGGUGAACUGCCCCGAGACCUUCACCCCAGACAUGAGGUGCAUCCUGGGCGAGUCUCCUUUGGUGCAGGGCUACUUUGUCCUGGCAGGAAUGAACUCUGCUGGCAUCUCCUUUGGUGGAGGGGCUGGGAGGUACCUCGCCGAAUGGAUGGUGCACGGUUAUCCCUCAGAAAACAUCUGGGAACUGGACCUGAAGCGUUUUGGAGCACUCCAGAGCAGCCGCACCUUUUUGCGCCACCGGGUCAUGGAAGUCAUGCCUCUGCUGUAUGACCUGAAGGUUCCCCGUUGGGACUUCCAGACCGGGAGGCAGUUGCGCACCUCUCCUCUCUAUGACCGGCUGGAUGCACAAGGAGCCAGGUGGAUGGAGAAACAUGGAUUUGAGAGACCAAAGUACUUUGUGCCACCGGACAAGGACCUCCUAGCACUGGAGCAGAGCAAGACUUUCUAUAAGCCAGACUGGUUCGACAUUGUGGAAUCUGAAGUCAAGUGCUGUAAGGAGGCCGUGUGUGUCAUCGACAUGUCUUCUUUCACAAAGUUUGAAAUAACAUCCACCGGGGACCAGGCACUGGAAGUUCUACAGUACCUCUUCUCCAAUGACCUGGAUGUGCCCGUGGGCCACAUUGUGCACACCGGCAUGCUCAACGAGGGCGGGGGCUACGAGAAUGACUGCAGUAUAGCGCGCCUGAGCAAGCGCAGCUUCUUCAUGAUUUCCCCAACCGACCAGCAGGUCCACUGUUGGGCCUGGCUUAAGAAACAUAUGCCAGAAGAUAGCAACCUGCUCCUGGAGGACGUCACCUGGAAAUACACUGCCCUCAAUCUGAUUGGUCCUCGGGCUGUGGAUGUGUUGUCUGAGCUGUCCUAUGCUCCUAUGACUCCAGACCACUUCCCAAGUCUGUUUUGCAAGGAGAUGAGUGUGGGCUACGCGAAUGGGAUCCGGGUGAUGAGCAUGACUCACACAGGAGAGCCGGGAUUCAUGCUUUAUAUCCCCAUUGAGUAUGCCCUGCAUGUGUACAACGAAGUGAUGAGUGUUGGGCAGAAAUACGGAAUCCGGAAUGCUGGGUACUAUGCUCUUCGUAGUCUUCGAAUUGAGAAGUUUUUUGCCUUCUGGGGUCAGGAUCUAAAUACCCUCACCACCCCCCUGGAAUGUGGACGAGAGUCUCGGGUAAAACUGGAGAAGGGGAUGGAUUUCAUGGGCCGAGAUGCCCUGCUGCAGCAGAAGCAGAACGGAGUGUACAAACGCCUCACCAUGUUCAUCCUGGACGAUCACGACACAGACCUGGACCUCUGGCCCUGGUGGGGAGAGCCCAUUUACCGCAACGGGCAGUACGCGGGCAAGACUACCAGCAGCGCCUACAGCUACACCCUGGAGCGCCACGUCUGCCUGGGCUUUGUGCACAACUUUUCCGAGGACACUGGAGAAGAACAGGUGGUGACAGCAGAUUUCAUCAACCGGGGAGAAUAUGAGAUUGACAUCGCAGGACACCGGUUUCAGGCCAAGGCCAAGCUCUACCCAGUCACCUCACUCUUCACCCACAAGCGCCGAAAGGAUGACGUGGAGCUGAGUGACUUGCACGGGAAGUAAUGGCCGCCAGUCUUGCUUGCCCGCCUGCCCCCUACUGCAGGGCCCCUCCUCCUCCUGGUCCCGCUCUCAGCUCCUUGAUGGGAUCUUUAACCUACCAGCUUUUAAAUCUUUUGCUUUGCAACCUCUCUCCUCCUUCCCCCUUCCCUUAUCCCUUCUGCAGUCUCCAUCUGAUGCCACUCUGGGCUCUCCCCCCCUCCCCCCAGCCCCAUGGUGACACGAAGCCUGACAGGCAGGACAGGCGCAAACUCCACUUUGGAAAUAGGUAACCAUGGCAGUCUGAUUUCUCCUGCUGUGUUUCGAAGCCAGGGAGGCUGGUGGUGUGCAGGCCUCAGGGCAAGAGUCCAGCUCCGUGAGGCCACCUUGCCUCGGAGUAACCUGUUUGUUUUGGAGGGUUGCUGUGGGUUUCAGUCGGCCCUGGGCAAAAGCCUGUGCCGUUGAGCCGGGCAGAUCAUUCUCUUCCAUCGUGCCGUGGGUUGGCACCCUGAUACCUCUGGCAAGAGGAUGACCAUCUACCUCACUCACGAGAGGCGCCACAUGGACGUUACCUGGUCUGUAGUCAAUGGUUAAUCUGGCUCCCUCCUGGCCUCCCUACCGACCCAGUUACUAGACUGUCAGGCCAGGGCCCCCUGCCUAAAAUUUUCAUGUCUCACUCAUUUCUCAGAGGGUUGGAGGCCUCUGUAAAGAAGCCAGUGUUUAAAAGGGAAAACCAUGUUGCCUUUUGUGUUGCUUUUCCCAGCUGAAUGGGUCUGAUCUCAGAAGAUGGCCCUGAGGUGGUUUUCUGCUGCUAGAAUGCUGCUGCUGCUGCUCUAUGCUGUCGCCCCAGCCUGACCCCCCCCUCUUCCCCAAGCACAUGCGACUUGGUCUGUCCUCCCUCGCCUGGCCCAUUGUAGCCAGCUGGCUCGCUCAGCAACUAGUACUGUACUGGGGAGGAACCAAACCUUGCUGGCUGUGCUGAGUUCAGGAGAGCUGCUGGCCUCCCGAGUUUUGUUUCCUCUGGCCCAGAACAGACAUGUCCACACAGAGGUGGCCCACCUGAGUGUGCAGAGGAUUUUUUUUUUUUUUUUUUUUUUUUGUGCAGAGGAUUCUGAGUGUGGAGGGUAUAUAUUGUGAAUGGGGUGGCCAGCUAGCCCACAGUCUGGGUCUCCAAUGGGAAAAGUGUGGGGGUGGGGGUAGGGGUACGAGAAGGCCCUCCACACUUUUAGACGGGGUCUGUUUCCUAAGGGGUGAGAGACCAUCACAGACCACUACCCAGCCUUUGCUGUUACUGAUUUUAAACUGUUGUCUUGGUACCUUAGAAGCAUUAGCUCUGAGAGAUCUUUAAGUAUCCUAAACAAGGGCCUUUUGUUUUUUGAGCAGCUUACAGUUCUCAGGUGUGUCUGUCUGUGGCAUUUCUUGGGAUCAGUUUACCCACUUCAUCAGAGAGAUUCCUUCUACACUCCCCAGCCAGACAAUCCCUACUUGAUCAUUGACAGCCGUGUCCGCUUUUUAAAGAAAGGCUUUAGUUGAUUUAUUAAGGGAGUAGGUAGGUAGAGGUCUGUUUGCUGAGCGAUGCUCCUUGAGGUAGGGAGUAGCGAAGGGGAGAGGUGCGGCCCCGCUGGAGAGCAGAGGGCAGCCGUUGUGAUGAGCAGGAACCAGGCACCGGGGCCUCACUGACCAAGGAAGAUGGAAACAGGCAAUGAGGCACUGAAGGUAUCCCAUGCUCCGCACCACACUCCUCCUCGUAAAUAUUUGGGGUUGAAUCUAAAAGACCAUUCUAGACUUAUGUGUAAGUUACAUCUUGUCCAUAAAUAGGGGUCACACUUUUAAGACUCUGGCGAGAUGUUAAUUUUCUGAGGCAUCACUUUAGUGCCCUGACAUACACACUUUGCUUUUAGCUCCUUAAAACUCACUCUUGAAAUCUCUUUCGGUUAAUUCAGGUAUUGACAAUAUGAAUCUGGUAGUUUCUCUCUUUGGUCCUAACACUGAAGAGGGUGACUCUCCUGUCUCCAGCAGAGCUGACGGUCAGAACAUUGUCAUUCCUGGGGCAGCAGGGCCACGUGUGCUGGGCCUUGUGUGACACACACAUUUACCUUGUGUGACCGCUCAUCUCUUCCUAGAGAUUUGUGGGAUUUGGAUUCCUGAGAAUUGUCAGCAGGACUCUGGUUUCAGGUUGCUGGUCCUUUUUCUCUCUGAAAUGAUCCAUGGUCCCCUCUUGUGCUCUCUUCAGGCAAGGGUUCUGCUCUUUUCCUUUUGAACCUAGAAACACAAAGCGUAGGCAGGACCUGCGACAGUAAAGAGAACCAAACAAUUCCCACUACAUUUCUAGUGCUCUGCCGUGGUGGGGGCUGUACCCCCUAAUACAAGAGCUGCCAUUCAAGCCAGGGACCCAGAGACCAUGAAGCUCGGGGAUUAAUCUCAGUUGUCCCAUUUCUGCAGGAGGGGAGCCUGGUCACUUGGCUUCUCACCAGAAGUCCUGUUCCGGGAUUUUACCUUCUUGUACAGACCAGCAGUUCCAUUACCUUGCCUCUGAGUGUACCUGAGACAUUACCCUACCACCAGCACGGAUGUAGCAGGAAUGACAGCAGCUUUUGGAAGGUGGUUUUGCUUCACUGAAGAGCUCACCUACCACCCUGCUCUGUUCAUCCUCUGCCUGACACACAUGCUGGCAUCUGAGUGAGUCUUCCCCCUCCUCUGAGAACCUAAGGGAGAUAAAAGGGAAUCUUGCAUAACCUGUAGUCUUGGUUCUGCCCCUGGAAGGCUGUGUCCUGGUAGAACUGCACUGGCACACUUUCAGGGUGUGCUAGCAGGUUGAAUUUUCUUUGUAGCUGCUUGGCCAGUAUAACUAGUAAGGAUCUCCUUACAUCCAAGGUGGAGGCUUGGUCACUAGUGCUUAAUACUGAAGAACUUUCUACUGUUUUCAUUUCUUUUUGUGCACCCCCUCUGCACCUGCCUCCCUCCCCAACUUGAUUUAAGCAGCUUUGAUCAGCAUGAUAAAGGGAAGAUUUUCAGGAGUCAAGAACUGUCCUCUGCAGGCACAAGGACUCGGGAGCACACAGCAGAGGGGUGGGAACCGUGGAGGACACGUGAAGGUGGAGGACACAGGAGUGUUACGCACUAGCCAUGCGCUGCUGGGGCUGGGAGCGGGCUCUGGGCCUGCCGGCAGCGCCUCUCCAGCAACCCCCACCUCAGCCUCAUUCACUUUAAGGUGCUGAGUUGUGAGGCUCCCUGUCACCUGUAUGGGGCUUGCAUUUGCAGUCCCUCAUCACUACAAAUGCACUAUUUUUCAAGAGAAUGAAAUAUUUUUCUAUGUGUUUGCCUUCUCUUUGUCCACUAAACAUCAGUUAUUCAUUGUAUAAUAUUCUUGACUUCUCUGAGUAAAGAAUCUACGUCCCUUAGAGAACGCAUUUCUUCGUGGGCUUGCUUUCUCAUUUAGAUGUACCUAUUUUGCCCUUCACAACCCUUUUCUGCCUUCUUGGUGUCCUGUCUCUCAAGGACAGAAAUUAGAAGAGGGUAGGGAGGGUAUUUUUAAUAUCCGUUUCAAAAGAUCUGUGCCAGAUUUCCUGUGUACACCAAGAACUGGAGAUCGGAGCACCUCUCUCCUAGCCCGGUUCUCGUGCCUUACCCCAGAAUGUCCCAUGGUGGGGUGUAGACAGGAAGGUCGAAAAGAAACUCCAAUCUGAGGGCUCCCAUCCACUGCACCAUAACCUCCGUUCCCUAGACCAACAGGUGUGGGGUAGAAAGUUUCUGAGGCUUCUUCCAUUCAAGGGGUUUCUAGCAGCACAGUUACCACUUUAAGAAAUGCCAUUAUAAUUAUUGUACAGGGCUGUAACUCCUUUAUGUUUGUAAAUGUGCGGUCCGCUCAGCCCCUCUCUACACAUGUAGUGUCAGCUUGUGGUGCUGAAGAUAAUCUGAGGCGCUUUAGGGGAUGGGAUUUUUCUUAAGAGCUCUGGUGACUUUAGGUAUCUGGGGUGACUGAGCAUUUCUGCCUCCACGAAUGCCGUAUUAACAUUGUACACUGUGUUUCUAUCAAGCCAGAUUCCAAUUCAGAUUUCCAUGUCACUAAGUUUGUAAAUGAAUAAAUAGACAUUUUAAUUA
Nyctereutes procyonoides (raccoon dog) is the source of this 6375-nucleotide messenger RNA. RefSeq names its product pyruvate dehydrogenase phosphatase regulatory subunit, mitochondrial. The transcript is spliced from 15 exons. Gene Ontology annotation, cellular component: mitochondrion. The annotation marks the transcript as partial. The record is from RefSeq and is a predicted model, not a curated record. NCBI's taxonomy places the organism in Eukaryota, Metazoa, Chordata, Mammalia, Carnivora, Canidae. Gene Ontology annotation, molecular function: protein binding; oxidoreductase activity.